Silurus meridionalis is the source of this 2700-nucleotide messenger RNA. It is a transcript of the gene hacl1, whose product is annotated as 2-hydroxyacyl-CoA lyase 1. Gene Ontology annotation, biological process: fatty acid alpha-oxidation. Lineage: Eukaryota; Metazoa; Chordata; Actinopteri; Siluriformes; Siluridae. The transcript is spliced from 17 exons. Gene Ontology annotation, molecular function: magnesium ion binding; thiamine pyrophosphate binding; catalytic activity. The coding region runs from base 86 to 1792 and encodes 568 amino acids. Gene Ontology annotation, cellular component: peroxisome. The record is from RefSeq and is a predicted model, not a curated record.
UCAGCUCGAAUGCGCCCGUGGUGCUGACAGCUUUCCUGCACUUUGAUCGCGCUGCUCUCAUUCUGCGCCGGUUAGAGAUAAAGUUAUGGAAGAACUCACGGGAGCUCAGCUUAUUGCUGAAUCACUUAAGGCUCAGAAUGUGGAGUACAUGUUUGGCAUCGUUGGGGUUCCUAUCAUUGAGGUUGCCAUGGCCGCCCAGGCUGCUGGUAUCAAGUAUGUGGGCAUGCGCAAUGAACAAGCGGCCUGCUAUGCUGCUUCUGCAAUUGGAUAUUUAACUGGACAUCCAGCAGUGUGUUUAGUGGUGUCUGGACCUGGGCUGAUCCAUGCUCUUGGUGGAAUGGCGAACGCUAACAUGAACUGCUGGCCUGUGCUAGUCAUCGGAGGCUCCUCAGAUCAGAAUCAAGAGACAACUGGAGCAUUUCAAGAAUUUCCGCAGGUAGAAGCCUGUCGGCUUUACAGCAAGUUUUCAGCCCGUCCAGGGAGCCUGGCUAUGAUACCAGCAGUAGUUGAAAAGGCAGUAAGGAGCAGUAUUUAUGGCCGUCCAGGAGCUUGCUACAUAGACAUCCCUGGUGACAUGGUGAACGCAAGAACGGACCGGAAAACUGUUAGGUUUCCAUCCUGUUGUCCUCCUCCUCCAGUGAGCCUGGCCAGCAAUCACGAGAUCUCCAAAGCUUUCACGGUGCUCAAACAGGCUCAGAGACCACUGCUCAUUAUUGGCAAAGGUGCAGCAUACGGCCGGGCAGAAAAUGAAAUUAAAGAGCUCGUGGAGCUGAGUGGGUUGCCUUUUCUGCCCACUCCAAUGGGAAAAGGAGUACUUCCUGAUGACCAUCCCAACUGUGUGGCUGCUGCUCGCUCAAGAGCUCUGCUGCAGGCAGAUGCUGUAGUGCUGCUGGGGGCCAGAUUAAACUGGAUCUUGCACUUUGGAUUUCCUCCCAGAUUUAGCCCUGAUGUGAAACUUAUUCAGGUGGAUUUAUGUGCAGAGGAGCUGAGUAAUAACGUGAGAGCUACAGCAGCACUACUGGGAGAUGUCAGGGCUGUUGUCAGCCAGUUGCUCAAAACUUUAAGAUCAAACAAAUGGACGUAUCCAGCAAACACAGAGUGGUGGAUAAACCUGAAAGAGAAAAUGGCUUCCAAUGCUCAGAUAUCAAAGGCUCUUUCUCUCCAAAACACUCUACCAAUGAACUACUACACAGCAUUCCACCAUAUUGCUGAACACCUACCCAAAGACUGUGUCAUCGUGAGCGAAGGAGCCAACACCAUGGAUAUUGGCCGCACCAUGCUGCUCAACUACCUCCCCAGACACAGGCUGGAUGCAGGGACAUUCGGCACCAUGGGAGUGGGACCUGGCUUUGCCAUUGCAGCAGCAGUAUUAGAGCAGGCCCAGCACACAGGCAGAAGAGUGGUGUGUGUGGAAGGAGACAGUGCGUUUGGCUUCUCAGGCAUGGAGGUCGAGACCAUGUGCAGGUAUAAGCUGCCAGUUAUCAUCAUUGUCAUCAACAACAAUGGCAUAUAUAGCGGUGUGAAUACAGAGACAUGGAGGGAAAUGGAGAAGAUGGGAGACAUGACCGUCAUAGCUCCUCCAGUGACACUACUGCCCGAGGCACGUUAUGAGCAGGUAAUGUGUGCGUUCGGGGGCCGCGGCUAUCUGGUCAGGACAGUAGAGGAACUGCGCACUGCCCUACAGCAGAGCUUGAGGGACACAACCAACCCGAGCCUAAUUAACGUGCUCAUAGACCCAACCUCAGACCGAAAGCAACAGGACUUCCCCUGGCUGACCCGUUCCAAUCUGUAAGGAGUUCUGCUGAAAUCUCUUUCUCCUCUUUGCUCUGAUGGACAGUAGCCAGUUCUCUUCCUAAUAACAACUCACUCAGUGCCUUGCUUUUUUCCAUGAUAAUAAAAAGCACAAAAUGUAUUGUACAGGGAAGUGGUUGUGGCGCAUGCUGAUUCAACAGUGAGCUUCUAAAUGUAGACAGCAGAACUGCCCAAUCCUGUCCUUUAUGUAUUUACCUUCAUCACCAGAUGUUUUGUAAUUAGUGAUAUUUUUAUAACAUGGGGCUCUUUUUUAGCAACAGGCCUGACCUGUGUUUAACCUGUACUUAUUGAAUUAUUGAUCAGUUAUCUCUUUAUCUCUUUAUGUAAUGUAGAAAAGCCACAUUUGACUUGACUAGCAAUAGUUCUGAAAUAGGAAAAGUCCAGACAAAGCAGCCCUUAUAUAGAUUUAUACUUCCCCCAUAACACAAUGAGCCCCUGUAGAAGUUGUGAAUCUGUUGUGUUGAUGGAAUGAGUGUGUUAAAUCUGGUCCAAUGCUAAAAUCUCUAUGUGGUAGCCUUUAUGGGUUGUAUUAUGAUGCCCAGGUUUAGUGGUAAAUUACUAGGAAGUCGUCUCACGUGUCAUGAAAGUGUGUGUUGGAAGUGUGAAAGACCAGUUCAGAACAAUAAAACCUAGAUGACACUCUUAACACUGCAAACACUUACAUCACUUGGUUUUAAGUUGAAUAAUUUGCUGUAUUUACAGCUGUAAUUAUGUAUGUCUGUACUUUUUAAGUAUUACUUUUUGAUUCCACGGUUGCCAUGUCUCCACUGUUAGGCUGACAUUUUGAAAAAUAAGGAUGCACAGUUUCUUGUAAUAUCUUGUGCGGGUGGACCUAAUGUCACUGUGUGCUAUGGGGAACGUGCUGUAAAUUAAAUGUGAUUAUUAAAA